CGUGUUCUUAAUUGUCUUCGAUCAUUUGUCCAUGCUACAUGUUAUUCUUAGUUGUUGAAGAUUUCUUGAUUUUAUAUUUAAAAAUUUUUUAUCAGUUAAGCCCAAUUAUCUCUGGCUAUAUCUUUCGUUAAGUAUUUUUGAUUUGCUAUUUGUUUUUCUAAUACAGUUCUAUUUCUAAAAAAAUCGAAAUGGUUUUUCUACGCGGAAUUCGUUCCUACCUGGCAUCCAAGCUUAGAAUUAUCAUCAGCUUUAUCAUAGUCUUGUUGGAAAUGUGGGAACGUGCAAUUACAGGAGUUCUAACGCCUGCAGAUUGUUCCCACUAUUUAGCAAAAGAGACAGAUAACCUUGCAACAGGUCCCAGCGAAGAAAAUGAAGAAGCCGUUCCAGCAGCAGCAGCAGUUGGCAGUUCAGCUAAACGACUAAAGAGGAUCAAAUUGCUGGUCGACAUAAGUAUUAGUCCGAAGGGCUCAUCAAAAGUUGUCAGUGUAUCGACCAAAGACGAAAUCAUGGACGAGGAGCCUCCUUCACGGUGGUCUCAACUUGUGUCCACGUUAGGUUUGGCCUCCUUGCACAUUUUACGAGCUAUAAGGCACCGAUUAAUUCGAUCAGUUACUGCCAGCCCUAGGAAGCGUUAUUCACAAUCAUCAUCAUCAAAUGGAGGCAGGAUAACUUUAUCCCCUCGUCGACGACUGAGCCAGCUUGGACGAUUGAUUCCAAAGUUCAAUACAUUAUUUGGAGUCAGAGACCCCAUGACGGACAGCGUCCAUCUCGUACCGCAACCGAAAAUGGACGAAGCUGAAGCUGCAAAUAGAUUUGCGGCUCGAAAUCAAGUUGUUGAAAAGAGGAAGCGUCCCGAGAGUGCCACCACCGACGAAACUCUUUAUGAUGCUGACGAAUGUGAAGAAUUGCCCGUCCAACUUGGCGCAGAUGGGAACCCGGCUGUCAACAACAAUAGGGAAGUUUCUUCCGAAGAUUCUGACGAAGCUGGAACAGGUUGUGGAUUGAAUAACCUUGAAUCUGAUUCGGCUUCAAGUUCUCAAGAGUAUUCAUCUCCUUCAUCGGACCUUCACAGAUUACUAAAUAUUCCAGAAGAGCAAUAUGAAAGUGCGGACGACGAGGAUUACGUAUACCCAACGGGAAGAAUCAGUUCUACUGAUGACAGCACAACUGAGGACGAAUCUGAUCCAGAUGCGUCUCUUCUUCAGCAAGAAGUUCUCGAACUGCAAGCAGACGCCGCGGCUGCAGAUGCUGAAUUGAACCAAGAAAUCCUUGAAGCCCUCGAUUUGGAGCCUAAUGUCGUUGUCGGUCUCCGAGACGGUGACACAGCCCAAAACCAGGCUGUCAGUUCCGGACUAAAUGAAUCAGGACGCAGCAAUGGUGAGGUAUCAGUGAGAGAACUGACGGAUAAGCCUAUCCCACCACCAACCGUCCCCGCAGGAAACCAGGCUGAUAAGCCCAGCAAAGCCAACGAGGAGCAAGAAGAGCCCCUUGACAUCGAUAGUAUUUAGUUCUGGUAAUCCACCAGCCUAACUCUUACGCAAAUUACAUGUAAAUAUGUACUCAAACAAGACUGAAAAAAUUCGACACAAGUUUUUCACAAAUUUUGUUCUACUGGUGCGAGAGAAAAUGCAUUUUUAUCCGUGAUUUAAUCCAUUCUUUUAAAAUAAGCGUUCAUGUUUUUUUUCAAUAUGUUUACAUACAAGGUUUGUUCAAAAUUUAUCUUCUUAAUGAUGUCCACUUGAAAACACAUUUUAUUUUAUUUUCAUUCGUGCUAUAAAUGCUACGUGAUAAAUAUGAUGUAAGUAAUAAAUAUGCAUUUAUCAACAGCUUAAA
Molecule: messenger RNA, 1833 nt
Organism: Folsomia candida
Lineage: Eukaryota; Metazoa; Arthropoda; Collembola; Entomobryomorpha; Isotomidae
Exons: 6
Coding region: 189-1508 (439 amino acids)
Source: RefSeq, a predicted model, not a curated record